AUGACACCCUCGUGGCCGACCACUCAUGGCACGCACGUGUACCGGCCAUCAUGGAGGCCAAAUAAGAGCCGCCCACCGCCGUACCACGCCCCUUCGUCGUUUCCGGCCGCUAGUCCCAGCAGCAGCACUGCGAGACGAACACACCGCGAUAGUUUCUCUCAGCAGCAGAAACCGAGAUACAGGAUGCGGCCCAACAUGUUGCCACCGCUUUUUAUCCCACACGGGCGCCGAGCAGAACCCGUUCUUGUGGGAGGUUCUCGGCCCGAGCCUGCGGCAACAACAGUACCGGUAGCAGCACGACCACCACCACCACCACCAGCAGGAUCAGUAUCUGUACCAGUACCGGGACCAGCAACGGUACCAGGAACAGUACCUGCACCAACACUUGAAACGUCCUCCUUCCGACCCCCUAUCCAGGUCCUUCCACCUCCAUCACAACUCCCAGCAUACCAGGUAAAACCGCCAUCACCUCCGAACGAAGCAAAACUCGACGACUUUGACGACAUUGACGUCUUCAAUUUCUUCAACCCCUGUCUUCUCCCACCAUCGCCCGUCGUCCGGCCUGGGCCCGCACGCGCCAACACCGAGCCUGUCGUUCAUCUUGCUCCGCCCGCACCUCAACUGACGGUGUCUGCGCCGGGCUUGGGGGUAGCACAGCCUGUUGGCCCCGGCCCGGCAAGUGUGGAGGAUCGAAGCGGCGGAGUCAACAACAACCCCGGGCUUUCUGUGAACCCUGCCGGCCAGCAAAAUGGGCCUGCUAGUUCGCAGGCGGGGCUUGCGGAGGAUCAUGUUGACGAGGCCAACGCCAAGGCCGACGAUGCCAAUGUCAAUGACAAGGACAACGACAACACCAUGCUCGAUACGACAAUUUCGAUGUCCCCGUUGUCGAUUCAGCACUCACCGUGUAUUUUGUACUCUCAACCACCGCUCCAUGCGUUAGAGAGGUACCAAAGACAACAGCGAGAACGGCAGGAGCAAGAACAGCAAGCACAGCAGCAACGACAAGAGGAAGAACAAACCCAACGACAACAACAGCAACAAGAACAACAACCACAACGACCUUCGCAAAUUCCACAAAUAUUAAUGCCACACCUACCCACAUCAACAGGGCCAAUAGUCCCAGCAGUCCCAGAUGCAGUCCCGGCGCCACUGGUCCCGCCACGGAAACGGCCCCCUGUUAUCACGCUCUCGAGCCCACAAAACAAAAUAAUCCCACAGACCGGGACCUUGCUUCGCAGGGGCAGCUCUCGGCGGCGGACUCGCCCAGUCUCAGCCACGCUCACUGCCCUCCCCGACUACAACAAGCCACUUCCAUGCCAGCCCAUCGCCGAGGAGGACAACACCGCGGACGCCACGGCCUCAGACAAUUAUCCCAAACACACAGCCGCUACGCCCGGCGCCGAAAGCGGCAACACAAGCGCCAGCACCACCACCAGCGCGACCACAGCAUCCACGACCGCCAGCGACAGCACUGGCAUCAGCAGCGGCAUCUACUCGGCGGUAGGGGCCAGUUACAGCGCAGACAACUUUGACAUCCGCAGCAUCUACUUUGGCGGCGAUUCCGAAGACGAGUCCGACUCCGAGUGCGAGUCGAUCGCCGGCAUUCCGCGCUCCCACUCUCGGGCCCUCUCUCGUUCUCACUCGCGCGCGUUAUCCCGCACUCACUCCCGCGCGCUGUCCAGGACUCUUUCCCGGUCCUACUGCCGCUCUCUUCAACGCACCAACUCCAACCCCGACCUAACCCUCAACUUGAACGUCAACCUCAACCCGAAUCUCAACAACCCCAAUCUCAACCCCACUCUAGCCCCCGAUCUGAACCCCAUUCCCGACCACGGCCUCGGCCCCAGCCCCAGCCCCAAACCUAGCACAGGCCCCAUCUCCCGCGUCCACUCCCGCGCCUCCCACAUCACCCACGGAUCCCAACGCGGCCACAAACACAGCCGCUCCUCCUUCCCACCCGCCAACGCUCCCCUCCACACCUACGCCCACCAGCUACGUCCCUGGGGCCAAUACGACGGCCAAGGAUGGGGCGACGAUUCCGAAGGGUACGGUGCAUACGACUUGAUGCAUCGCAGUUCGAGGAAUAGUAAUCGGAGUCAGCGGAGUCAGUGGAGUCAGCUCAGUCACCACCGGCAUACGCACUACCAUGCGGAGCAUCACCACCAGCAGCACUAUCGUAAUAAUAGCGCGGAUGGUGAUGCGUGCGGGACACCGUACCUUGCGAACGCCCCUGGCGGUGUGUUCAAUAACUUGAAACCGGGCGUGGGACAGACCCAAGCCCAGGCACAAGGACAAACACACGCACAGGGACAUACACACAGCAGCAGCAAAGACCUCGGUAAAAAAGCCGGCAACCGGGAAAGCGCAGCCAUGCGAGAACUAUGGGGCGUGAUUGACGGGUUGUUGGGUCCCGACGGCAGACGGCUGGGUGAUUACGACGCGAGUAGGAUGAGCAUGAGGACGGAUGGGAGUUUAGGUGGCGUGAAUGGGACGGUGAAUGGACCUGCGAAUGGAAAUGGGAGUCAGCAGGGGAAGGCUGGGUAUGUGGUCAGUGAGGAGUCGGAGGAGGAGAGUGAAAGUGAGACGGAAGAAGAGGAGGAGGAACAGAAUGAAAAGAAACGGCAUAGUGGGGAGCAUACUUGGUGGCGGGCCGUGAGGCAGGGGUGGUUGUUGUCAUAG
Dichotomopilus funicola is the source of this 2679-nucleotide messenger RNA. RefSeq lists its product as uncharacterized. Bases 1 to 2679 code for a protein of 892 amino acids. The transcript has a single exon. The record is from RefSeq and is a predicted model, not a curated record. Lineage: Eukaryota; Fungi; Ascomycota; Sordariomycetes; Sordariales; Chaetomiaceae.